CCCUGCUGCAAGUAGUCUUAAAAUCCAUUGCGCGUGCUGGCAUAUAUAAAAUAGAAAUAGAGGAACAUAAAUAAUUCUUGUAAAGUUCUUGAGUUGUUCGGAUGUGCAUUUUAAUACCCGUACAACGUUGUGCAAGUGUUUAUAAAUAAAAAUUGUUAAGUAGUGUCGAGAUACGACAAUCAAUUGCAGUAGGCGUGAAGAAAAGUUCGAAAUAUUGAAAAUUAUUAACAUAAAAGUAUUAUACAAUUUUUCAAUCUGAAGAAAAUUUUUUACUGAACGCAAUAAUAAAAUCAAUUAGUGUUUAAAGCAGCUGUCACGCAUUCGUUGAAAAAAAGAAAGCAGAUAAAAUGAGUGAAAAAGUGAACCAGCCGCUGAGUAAUGAAACCAGCAACGCCCAGGUGGCGACCGGCCUUAGUAAUAACAAUCGACAAAGUCAAGAUCAGCAGCAACAAACUACUGACCAACAAUCAGUUGAGAAAAAAGAAGUACGCGUCUGGUGCGAUGGAUGCUAUGAUAUGGUGCAUUUUGGCCAUGCCAAUUCCCUACGACAAGCCAAAGCGCUUGGCGAUAAAGUCAUCGUGGGCAUACACACUGAUGAGGAGAUCACAAAACAUAAAGGACCACCCGUAUUUACGGAGGAGGAACGCGUCAAAAUGGUCAAGGGCAUCAAGUGGGUGGAUGAGGUGGUGCUCGGUGCGCCCUAUGUGACAACACUCGAAGUGCUCGACGAAUACAAUUGUGAUUUCUGUGUGCAUGGCGAUGACAUCACUAUGACCGCAGAAGGCGUGGACACAUACCAUCUUGUGAAGUCAGCCAACCGCUACAAAGAAGUACGUCGCACUGCCGGUGUUUCAACGACGGAUUUAGUCGGACGUAUGUUAUUAUUGACACGCAAUCACUUCCAUCAAGGCUCUGCCGAAUAUGCUAUAGAGAAAGAAGACUUAACUAAAAAAGUACAAAAAAUGAAAUUAUCAUCAGGUUCAUCUAAUAUGGGACAAGACUCAUCAGCGAAAAGUCCGUGGACCGGCUGCAGUCAAUUUUUGCCAACAACACAGAAGAUCAUACAGUUCAGCGAUGGCAAACCACCAAAGCCGAAUGACAAAAUUGUGUAUGUGGCUGGCGCCUUCGAUCUCUUUCACGUGGGCCAUUUAGAUUUCUUGGAGAAGGCCAAAGAGUUGGGUGAUUAUUUGAUUGUUGGCCUGCAUACGGAUCCCGUUGUGAAUUCGUAUAAGGGUAGCAAUUAUCCCAUUAUGAAUUUGCAUGAACGCGUGCUCAGUGUGCUGGCGUGUAAGUACGUCAAUGAGGUGGUUAUCGGCGCACCCUAUUGUGUCACCGAAGAUCUGAUCGAUCAUUUCAAAAUCGACGUCGUGUGCCACGGUCAGACACCGAUUGCCUUCGAAGAUGGCAAAAUUGAUCCUUAUGCUGUACCAAAGACACGUGGCAUCUUCACGCUCAUCGACUCGCAAAACUCCAUGACAACUGAGCUCAUUGUGGAACGCAUUAUUUCACAUCGCAUCGAAUAUGAGCGCCGCAACAAAGCCAAAGAGAAGAAGGAAUGCGAGGCAUUCGAAGCGCUGCAGCGUGCCAAGCAAACACAGAAAGCCGGUUAGGAUUAGGCCAACAAGCCGGCGGGUCAGUGUGUACACGAGUGCAAUGCGCUUUAAGGCAUUGUGUCUUUGCCUUUAUACAUUUAGCAUUAGUUAGCGCAUAAUAAGUUUAGAGUAAAUAGCGAGACGCGCACACACUGGACCCGCUCGGUUGAUGAACGCUGUGCUGCAGCACUAACGCCUACAACAAAAUCUUUGUUUUAGUUGAAGACAUGCGCUUUUUAAGUUUUCUAUUGUAGUAGUGUAUUUUUAA
Molecule: messenger RNA, 1860 nt
Organism: Bactrocera latifrons
Lineage: Eukaryota; Metazoa; Arthropoda; Insecta; Diptera; Tephritidae
Gene: Pect
Product: ethanolamine-phosphate cytidylyltransferase
Exons: 7
Coding region: 348-1610 (420 amino acids)
Biological process (GO): phosphatidylethanolamine biosynthetic process
Cellular component (GO): cytoplasm
Molecular function (GO): ethanolamine-phosphate cytidylyltransferase activity
Source: RefSeq, a predicted model, not a curated record